Molecule: messenger RNA, 1940 nt
Organism: Eptesicus fuscus (big brown bat)
Lineage: Eukaryota; Metazoa; Chordata; Mammalia; Chiroptera; Vespertilionidae
Gene: THAP4
Product: THAP domain containing 4
Exons: 6
Coding region: 706-1770 (354 amino acids)
Source: RefSeq, a predicted model, not a curated record
GCCCAUCCCUCGAGCACCCUAAGGCCACUCGCAGGCCAUCCCACGACCACCUGGCGACCACUCGCGGCCUCGCCUCCCUCGCCCCCACCCCUGCGGCCGCCGCGCUCCAUUGAUUCGAGUUGGCGCCGCUGGUUUCCAGAAGCAGUGUAUUCUGGCAACCUCUUCCUUAGGUUCCCCCUAAAGGAUUCAAAGCGUCUGAUCCAGUGGUUAAAAGCUGUUCAGAGGGACAACUGGACCCCUACUAAGUACUCUUUCCUCUGUAGUGAGCAUUUCACCAAAGACAGCUUCUCCAAAAGGCUGGAGGAUCAGCACCGCCUGCUCAAGCCCACAGCCGUGCCCUCCAUCUUCCACCUGACUGAGAAGAAGAGGGGGUCUGGAGGCCGUGGCCGCAGCAGGAGAAAGGACACCAAAAAGGCCUCAGGGGGCCUGAGGGGACGUGCAAGUGAAGCUGAUGGGAAAGGGGAUGCAGGUUCAUCAUCGCCCUCAAGUGAGAACCUGAUAGUUAAGCCAGAGUCCUGCAAGUUGAAGCGGAUUUCCCUGAAGAGUGAAGCCACCAGUGAGGAGCAGGCUACGCAGGGACCCCCAGCUGAUGCUCUGGCCACGAAAGCCUCAGGCAGCCAGGCUGAAGCAAAUGGGCCUGCAUGUGAUGCUGUUGAGAGCAGCAUCACCCCGAACAAGGACCUGGUGGAUAAGAGUGGCAUCUCCAUGGAUGACUUUACCCCCCCAGGAUCUGGGGCCUGCAAAUUCAUUGGCUCACUUCACUCUUACAGUUUCUCCUCCAGGCACACCCGAGAGAGGCCAUAUGUCCCCCGGGAGCCUGUGGACCGGAAGAGGCCGAAGAGAGACACGGAGCCUGGCUGCAGUGGGACCAGCCUGGGGCAGAGCCCCCCAAGUUCAUCUCUGACUGCGACACCACAGAAGUCCUCCCAAAGUCCCUCUGCCCCUCCGACAGACGUCACCCCAAAGCCAGCCACUGAGGCUGUGCAGAGCGAGCACAGCGACGCCAGCCCCAUGUCCAUCAACGAGGUUAUUCUGUCAGCUUCGGGUGCCUGCAAGCUCAUCGACUCGCUGCACUCCUACUGCUUCUCUGCGCGGCAGAACCGGAGCCGGGCUUGCUGCCUUUGGAAGCAGGUGGAAAAGAAGAACGGUGAGCUCAGGAGCCUACGCCAGCGUGUCAGCCGCUCCGACAGCCAGGUGCGCAAACUGCAGGAGAAGCUGGACAAACUGCAGAGAGGAAGCAUGCUGAGCCUGAGCAGCCUGCCAGCACCCGGCCGUGAGUCUCCCAAGAUGAACCCAGUGGUGGAGCCGCUGUCCUGGAUGCUGGGCACCUGGCUGUCAGACCCGCCGGGAGCUGGGACCUUCCCAACACUGCAGCCCUUCCAGUACCUGGAGGAGGUGCACAUCUCCCACGUGGGCCAGCCCAUGCUCAACUUCUCAUUCAACGCUUUCCACCCGGACACAAGGAAGCCCAUGCACAGAGAGUGCGGCUUCAUCCGGCUAGAACCCGACACCAACAAGGUGGCCUUCGUCAGCGCCCAGAACACAGGCAUUGUGGAGGUGGAGGAGGGCGAGGUGAACGGGCAGGAGCUGUGCAUCGCAUCCCACUCCAUCGCCAGGAUCUCCUUUGCCAAGGAGCCCCACGUGGAGCAGAUUACCCGAAAAUUCAGGCUGAAUUCUGAAGGCAAACUUGAACAGACAGUCUCCAUGGCAACCACUACCCAACCCAUGACUCAGCAUCUUCACAUCACCUACAAGAAGGUGACCCCAUGACCCAGAGCAGAGCUUCAUCCUGGCCAUGUGUGUCAGGAUGUGACACUAGGCUUCUCACAGACGCCGCAGCAGCAAGUGUGGGUGUGGCUGCAGCUCCCAGGGGGAUCAAGGGUAUUGCCCCGUGUUCCUGUAAUGGCAUAGAAAAACCAAAUAAAAGGCCUUUAUUUUUA